This is a messenger RNA of Helianthus annuus (common sunflower), 1320 nucleotides long. RefSeq names its product ribosome-binding factor PSRP1, chloroplastic. Bases 144 to 1034 code for a protein of 296 amino acids. Gene Ontology annotation, cellular component: cytosolic small ribosomal subunit. The record is from RefSeq and is a predicted model, not a curated record. Lineage: Eukaryota; Viridiplantae; Streptophyta; Magnoliopsida; Asterales; Asteraceae. The transcript has 5 exons. Gene Ontology annotation, biological process: negative regulation of translational elongation; primary metabolic process. Gene Ontology annotation, molecular function: ribosomal small subunit binding.
UUUCAGGAUAAUGAUUCAAGAAAAACACCAACACUUCACUAUCCAUCGACUAAAAUCUUCAUUCAUCUUCCCCAUUUAAUCAUCAUCUCAGAAAGAAACCCUAAUCUUGACUCACUUCCUCCAAUUGCACAUUGUACCCAAAAAUGGCAUCUUUUUAUGCAUCCCCAACUCCCACCUUACAGUUAACAAACACCCAUUUGCCCAAAUCAUGCCCCCCUUCUUCUGCUUCAUCAGUUUCUUUAUCUUCCAGUUUCUUGAAAUCAGGUUCAUUUUUCAAGAUUUCUGUACCCAGAAGCAGCAUCAUGAAGCUAAAGCCUUGUGGGAUUCGAAUGUCGUGGGAUGGGCCUCUCUCAUCUGUGAAAUUGAUCCUUCAGGGCAGGAAUCUUGAGUUAUCUGAAUCUGUGAAGAAUCAUGUGGAAGAUAAGGUGGGAAAAGCUAUUCAAAAGCAUAGCCACCUUGUUAGAGAGGUUGAUGUUAGGCUUUCUGUUAGGGGUGGAGAAAUUGGAAAAGGCCCUAAAGUUAGACGAUCUGAGGUUACCUUAUUUACCAAGAAACAUGGAGUUGUUCGGGCGGAAGAAGAAGCAGAAACUUUGUAUGCAAGUAUAGAUUUAGUAUCUUCUGUAAUCCAAAGAAAACUAAGGAAGAUUAAGGAGAAAGAUUCAGAUCAUGGAAGACAUAUGAAGGGAUUUGAUAGGUUGAAAGUUAGGGACCCACAGAUAUUGAUCAAUCAAGAUUCAGUUGCAGUUCCUCAAGAAGAAGAAGAAGAUGCAAGUGAAGGAUUUUCAGAUGAUCUUGUCCCUAAGAUUGUUCGAACAAAAUACUUCGAAAUGCCACCUUUGACCGUCGCCGAAGCAAUUGAACAACUAGAGAAUGUUGACCAUGACUUUUACGGCUUUCGAAAUGAAGAAACUGGGGAGAUUAAUAUCUUAUACAAAAGAAAUUCAGGAGGCUAUGGGAUAAUAGUUCCUAAAGAAAACGGGGAAACUGCGAAAGUAGAGGAAGUGGAUGCUGAAAUUCUGAGUAAACAGCAUUAGUUUGCAGAACAAAGACUGGAUCACAUACCUCAUGAAUAUGAUUUUAUCAAAAGAAGAUGGUGAUUACUUGCAUAUGCGUGGGCGUUCUUGAUUUCAAGAUUGACUCAAGUUUGAAUCUUUAUGCGCCCAGUUAUGUUAAAACGAUGUGUACUAUGUUUUGUUAUCAUACAAGUGCUAGGAAAACCGAGUCUGUAAUCUUCAAGUCCUAACUAAGUGAAUACUUUGAUUUUACGCUUUCAUGUUCUCUAUGAUCUUGAUUUUGAAUAGGUGAAGGCUGGUUUUUGCA